Messenger RNA from Filobasidium floriforme, 4149 nucleotides. Its product is annotated as putative Chromodomain helicase. NCBI's taxonomy places the organism in Eukaryota, Fungi, Basidiomycota, Tremellomycetes, Filobasidiales, Filobasidiaceae. Gene Ontology annotation, biological process: nucleosome organization; regulation of transcription by RNA polymerase II. The transcript is spliced from 9 exons. The record is from RefSeq and is a predicted model, not a curated record. The coding region runs from base 1 to 4149 and encodes 1382 amino acids. Gene Ontology annotation, cellular component: nucleus; chromatin. Gene Ontology annotation, molecular function: ATP-dependent chromatin remodeler activity; ATP binding; ATP hydrolysis activity.
AUGGAGGAACCUGAGGAUGAUGACGACGACGAUGAUGAGGAUUUCGGAGUCAAGACGAGCAAAAAGAAGAAAACCGCCAGUACGGUUCCGAAACGGUCGAGCAAGAAGGCUUCGCCGAAUCGCUCGAAAGGUGAAUUUCCCACAUGCCAUCAGAGCAUCUGUACCAGUCCGCUCACAACGCCUAUAUCUUUUCCAGCCGAAUCGCCUGCUGGUCAAUGGAAAUCCAAGAGCAACAAGGUCGAAGCGUCCGAGGAUGAAGAUUUUGGGAAAAAGGUUCAUCGAAAACGAAACACUGGAGCCAGCAAGACCAAGCGCGCCUCGCGUGUAUCGUCCGUCUUUACCAACGGCUCCGAUUCGGAAGCCUUCAAGUUCAGUAGGACCGGCAAACAGGUCAACUACAACGAAAAGGAGGUGGACUACGGGCUCGGGGAAAGCGAAGACGGCGAGGACGAAGUGCGGCCCAAGGCGAAUGUCGAUUUUGAGGGAGCCGAAGCGGACGAGAUCGAGGGAGUGUUCGGGUGGUCGAGGGAUGAGAGCAGGAUGGAUGAUCCGGUCGAUUUGCCAUUCGAGAACAUCCGCUUCCACAUCAAGUGGAAGUUCUUCUCUCACUUGCACAACACCGACGAGCUCUAUUCAUUCUGUAAAGCGGAAAACUACCGCGGUUUCAAGCGACUAGACAACUACAUCAAGUCCACGUUUGCCUACGAGCAGCGUAUCCUUCAUCCCGGACCCAAUGAUUACCAACCGACGAGAGAGGACAUGGAGAACUUCCACAUCGAACGGGAACGCAAAAAGGACGAGCUAGAAAGUUGGCGAAACGUCGAACGUGUGGUGGCUACAAAAAUCGACAAGAAGUCGGGGUUGAGGCAAUAUCUUUGCAAAUGGACUGGCCUGCAGUAUCACGAGUCGACAUGGGAAAACGAGCAAGAUAUCAAGGAGCGGAACCAAACGGAAAUCGACGAGUACUAUAGCCGUCAGCGCAAUAGUCGCAAACCCUGGGAGUCUGCAGUCUACGCUCCUGGACGCAGGCCUGCUUACAAGAAGAUACCGGAGAUGCCCGAAUAUCUGAAACCGGGUGGUGAACUGAAAGAAUUCCAGCUGACCGGGUUGAACUGGCUGGCGUAUUCAUGGGCGAACGAGCAGAAUGGUAUCUUGGCAGACGAGAUGGGUCUCGGGAAAACCAUUCAAUCGGUUUCGUUCCUGUCUUACCUUUACCAUCAGAUGAAACAAUACGGUCCAUUCCUGGUUGUCGUUCCGCUUUCGACCAUCACCGCUUGGCAGAUGCAGUUCAAGAAAUGGGCUCCAUCCCUGAACGUCAUCUGCUACAUGGGUUCUGGGCCUUCUCGAGAGAUCAUCCGUCAACACGAAUUCGGUCCCGUGAAGAAACUCAACUUCAACGUCUUGCUGACGACCUACGAAUUCAUAUUGAAGGACCGAGCGGAUCUUUCCAUGAUCAAGUGGCAAGCGCUUGAAGUUGACGAAGCCCAUCGCCUCAAGAAUAGCGAAGCUCAACUUUACGAAGCGCUGAUGAGCUUCUCGACCGCUUCGAGACUCCUGAUCACGGGGACACCUCUUCAAAACAACGUCAAGGAGCUGCUUGCCCUGAUGCACUUUCUUUCGCCGGAAAAGUUCGCGUUGGCCAACGACUUUGAGCUGAACGACGCGGAUCAGGAAGCCAAGAUUCGAGACCUGCACGGCAAGCUCGCGACCUUGAUGUUGCGACGACUCAAGAAGGACGUCGUCAAGGAGAUGCCAACCAAGUCGGAGCAGAUCCUGCGAGUCGAGCUCUCUCCUCUGCAGGCCCAGUACUACCGAAACAUCCUGUCUAGAAACUUUCAGGCUCUGAGUAAAGGCGGAACUCAGCAGGUCAGCCUGAUGAACGUGGCAAUGGAGCUGAAGAAGGCUUCGAAUCACCCCUAUCUUUUCGACGGAGCCGAGCCUACGAGCGACGUCAAGGAAGACAUCUUGAAAGGGAUUGUGAUGAAUUCGGGCAAGAUGGUCUUGCUGGACAAGCUGCUUACCCGAUUGAAGGCGGAUGGCCACCGUGUUCUCAUCUUUUCCCAGAUGGUCAGGCUCUUGGACAUCAUGUCGGACUACAUGAGCUUCCGGGGAUACAUCUUCCAGCGUCUAGAUGGAACGGUCCCAUCCGAUAUUCGAAAGAAGUCGAUUGAGCACUUCAACUCGCCUGGCUCUCCGGACUUUGCUUUCCUGCUCUCGACCCGAGCAGGAGGUCUCGGUAUCAACCUCGAGACGGCGGAUACCGUCAUCAUCUUUGAUUCCGACUACAACCCCCAGAACGAUCUUCAAGCUAUGGCUCGUGCGCACCGAAUCGGACAGAAGAACCAUGUCAGCAUUUACCGAUUCGUCACAAAGGGUACCAUCGAGGAGGACAUUUUGGAGCGGGCUCGUCAGAAAAUGAUCCUCGAGUACGCCAUCAUCAAUCAAAUGGACACCGCUGGAUCGCGGUUCGGGGCAAAACCCGUCGCUGCCAAAGCGAAUGAACCGUUCUCCAAAGACGAACUUUCCGAGAUCCUCAAGUUUGGAGCUCAAAGCAUGUACAAGACCGAUGAUACGCAACAAGCCCAAAAGCUGGAGCAGAUGGAUCUUGACGAUAUCCUUGGCAAAGCAGAAAACCACGAGACAGAGGCGACUGCGGAGGCCGUCGGAGCAUCUUUAGGUGGUGAAGGUUUCCUUUCACAAUUCGCAGCCAUCCAAGAUGUCAAGAACGACCUUUCUUGGGACGACAUCAUCCCGCUAUCAGAAAGAGAAAAGCUGGAGGCUGAGGACAAGGAACGCGAACGUUUAGCUCAGGAAGCGGAGCAGCAAGUCCGAAAACGCACGGCUGCCCCCGGGCCCGGUGCUUACGAGGGCAUGGAUCAUCAACAAGACGAGGAACCGACGAAGCCGACAACGUCGAGCAAGAAGGCAAAGAAGGAGGCGGCCGUGAAGAAGUCAAAGGAAGAGCAGUCGAAGGAGCUGAAAGAUCGCGAUAUCCGUGCCUUGGUGAAGGGAAUCCAGAAGUGGGGUGACAUUACCGUUCGCUGGAAGGAGAUCAUUGAAGAAGGAAAGCUCAAAGAAAAGGACUUCGAUGUGCUCGUUGAGGCGUGCAAAGACUUGGUAAAGCAAUGUGAAGACAAGAUUCUGGAGACCAAGAAUCAGCUGGCCGAGAUGGCACGAAAUGGGGAACCCAUCAGCUCGGCUGCCAGGCAGAAGGCGAUCUUGAUCAACUUCCGAGGGAUCUCUGGUAUCAACGCGGAAACCACGACCACCCGUUGGCACAACCUCCGCUUCCUGCAUCAACACGUUCAGAAGAGCACCACUUUCCAAGAGGAUAUCGGUGCAUGGCGGAUUCCCAACGAUUCGCUCAAGGCUACUCCUCAUUGGCAUGUCGAAUGGACCCAGGUCGAUGACGCUCAUCUGUUGGCGGGUGUUUACAAACACGGCUUUGCAAGCUGGGAGGCUAUUCAGGCGGCAGAGUCCGAAGCGACACCAGGAGCAGCCCCGGCGGCGACGAGUCCGGAACCAACCGAGAAGAAGACAAGCAAGAAGACUGUUCCGAAUGCCAUCCAUCUGGUGCGACGGGCAGACUAUUUGAGUGGUGUGGUGAAAGAGUACGAGGAAAACUACGAGAUCUACAUGGCGCAGCAAUCUCGAGCGAAGGAGGUAUCGCAACAAUUUUCCGGAACACCGUCAAACGCAAUCGCAUCGAGCUCGAAGCCGAGGAUCGCUUCGAAGCCCAAACCAACCAAAGGGACGCCCAAGGCGAGGGGAACUACGCCGACGUGGACUGAAAGUGAAGAUGAUGGCUAUGACUCUAUGGACGAGAAGCAAUGCAAAGAGGAGAUGAGACCGGUCAAGACGCAGCUGCGCAAGAUGAAGACGGGGACGGAUCACUUGCAACGGGAGGAAAAGCUGGCGGCGCUCAAGCUGUGUUUAUCGGCCAUUGGCCAUCGGAUAGAACAGGUAGCAAAGGAGAAAACCGAGCAGGGAUUGGACGGGGAGAAGUGCCGGAAGCAUUUGUGGAUCUUUGCGGCCUUCUUCUGGCCGAGAGGUCAUGUCGAUUGGGUCAAACUGCAAGCCAUCUACAACAAGCUGACGGUGGUUCCCGUGAGUUCGCUUCUCGUAUCAUCAGAAUGUAAACCGAAGUAG